Molecule: messenger RNA, 1262 nt
Organism: Sorghum bicolor (sorghum)
Lineage: Eukaryota; Viridiplantae; Streptophyta; Magnoliopsida; Poales; Poaceae
Product: probable protein phosphatase 2C 33
Exons: 3
Biological process (GO): protein dephosphorylation
Molecular function (GO): protein serine/threonine phosphatase activity
Source: RefSeq, a predicted model, not a curated record
CUAUCCAACACCGGAGGAAGGCUGAUAAUAGCAUCAGAUGGCAUAUGGUAUGCGUUAUCCAAUGAAGCAGCUGCACAAGCAUGCAGAGGAUUGCCUGCAGAACUGGCAGCCAAGCUUGUUGUUAAGCAAGCUCUGAAAACAAGCAGGCUAAAGGAUGACACCACCUGUGUCGUAGUUGACAUCAUCCCAUCUGAUCAUUUGACAACACCGCAAUUGUCUCCAAAGAAAAAUCAGAACAAGUUGAAGUCACUUUUUCAUAGAAGGUCGCAUACUUCAGUUGGAAAGCUUGGAGGAAAGUCUGCCUCCAUUGGUUGUGUGGAGGAGUUAUUUGAAGAAAGCUCUGCAAUGUUAGAAGAAAGGAUCCAAGGUGAUCCUUAGAAAACUACAAGUUCUCAAAUGGCUUUGUGAGGUGCUCAAGAUUCUGCAUACAUGAUGGAAAACACCAUGUGCAAGUGAUGCGAGAGCCCAUAUUAUCGAGGAGGUGGCCUUGAUCCUGCCAUCCAGGAGCAUCUAUGAUGGGAUUCAAGGUAUGGGAAUUCCAACUCUUUUGAUCUUGUGACUGAUUUUGUUAAUGAUCUUCUAUUUUCAUGCAUUAUGCACAUGUCAGGUACACUUCCAUUUUAGCAUUCGGUUUUGAUAGGAUUUUGACAUGAUUGAACUGUGUGGCAUCCUAUCCAACUGCUCCCGAGAGCCACUAACUGCCAACUAUACUGGCAUGGUGUCUAGCAGCACAGACAUGUCUGUGUCGUCUCAGCCUAUGAGUUUACUUUAGUUCCAAACAUGGUUUUUCACUUGUUUUUAUUCAUAAUAAUUUGGCUAGGUUUGAAGCAAUUUGUUCUCUUACUUGUAGUAAAGCAAAGGACACAUGAUAUAAUUUCUGGAUGACACUGCUGGUAUCAAAGAAAAAGUUUCUUAUUCCAAUUUACUACAGGUGCCACGACUAGCUAAUCAUGGAUGAAGCAUUUCUCUCCAGUUAUAUAAAAGAUUAUUAGUAUAUCAUAACCAGUAGUUAUAUUAUAAUUGUAAUUGUAAAUCAUCUUAGAAUACAUAUAAUCAGUUGUAUACUUUUUAGGUAAUAAUUAUUAGACGGGCAAGUGAUGUUGUUCAUUAUAAGUAGUUAUAUUAUGACAAAUUCACAAUGUUGUUCGGUUUGAUGUAGCAGAACUUGUUUACAAUGUUCAUUGGGUCUCUUGUACAAUUACUAUGAUAUCAUGGAAUCAGACAAGUGAUGCUAUAUUUUUAUUUGAACAAAUACAUGUGUA